GUGUUAAUGCAUUCUCUUCUGUCAAGCUUCCUAAAGCCGUACGACAAAAUUUGCGAAAUAUUUAGGAAGGACGGGCCCUUAGGUAAGCUCUGUGCGUGCCCUCCAUACGCAUACUCAUGGAAUUUUGCGGCAAUGCAUAAGAAGCAUCUUAUUUCAGAUUUCAUUCCUGCUCUUGGAUCUAACGUUAAGGAGCGCCUAGAACAAGAUGGAAUGACGUGUCUGGAUAUUGGAUGUGGCAAAGGGUUUCACUGUACUCUUUUAGCUGAAAACUACCCGAAAUCAAAUUUCACAGGAAUUGACAUUGCAGAAAGAGCAAUUAUUCUAGCAAAACAGAGAAGUGAUGGCGCGCCUUACAAUAAUUUGACUUUUCUUCAAAUGGAUGGUUCAAAGCUGGAUGCCGAUUGGACGGGGAAAUUCGACUUGGUAACUAUCUUUGAUGCUUGUCAUCCUCAAAUGAGAGCUGAUUUGUGUCUGAAGGAGGUCUUCCGCGUUCUCAAACCCUCAGGAAUAUUCGGAAUGGUAGAGAUUUAUGGGACGUCGAAUAUCUACAAGGAUAAGGAAGAAAUGGGACAGUUUGCUGCGAUGAGAUAUGCUGGUUCUAUGUUCAACUGUCUACCGCUCGGCAGUAACUCAAAAGAUGCUCUCGCACUUGGUUCAAUGUGGGGUAAAGAGCGAGCAAUGAGGAUGCUGAGAGAAGCAGGCUUCAACAACGUCACAUUGAUUCCAACGCCUUACUUCGAGGGGAACAUCCUUUAUGUCUGUAAGAAGGACUGA
Messenger RNA from Strongylus vulgaris, 774 nucleotides. The record is from the annotation of a GenBank genome assembly. Lineage: Eukaryota; Metazoa; Nematoda; Chromadorea; Rhabditida; Strongylidae.